Molecule: messenger RNA, 2412 nt
Organism: Aureobasidium musti
Lineage: Eukaryota; Fungi; Ascomycota; Dothideomycetes; Dothideales; Saccotheciaceae
Source: the annotation of a GenBank genome assembly
AUGGCGCUCGACGACUAUCGCCGAAAUCAAGACAAUGAUGUCCGGCUGGUUGACUUCCUUGACGACAAGUUACAGGCUUUUGCCGACCUGGAAACCUUAGAUUCACUACUGGACAGCGUUAAAGCACAACAGGACUUGCUUAAGCAGCAGCAAGCCUCGGAUCAACAUGCGACUUCGAUCAAAGAGAAAGGCGCCGCCUUUAAGCGAGACCAACAAGAUCUCGACCGCCGCCUCCAGGUCGUCACACAGUCAGAGACCAGUGAUGAUGCUCUACAGAAAUUCGAAUCCAGCAUGGAACGACUGAGGAAGCUUGACAUGGCCUCAGGCUAUGCUGAGAUGCUGCAAGAGGUGAAUGUUUUGCGACAAGAGAUCAGCGAACAGCUGGGCAAAUCAGACAAGGCUGCCUUGACUGCAUACAAGAGGCUAUCAGCUCUCGCUACCGGUUUGCAGCCUCUGUCUGAAGCCGCAGAGGGCGCUGCUCCUCAUCUCAUCAUUCAUGUCCUGAGGACUGCCCACAGUGCACGCACCCAGAUUGAGCAGUCUUUGGCAGCCGACUUCGAAAAGACCCUGACUAAGAUGGGCUGGCCAAAGCAGGGAAUCUCGGUGCCUCCGGGUUUGCAGACAGAAUGGAAUAUUCACAUCGAGAAACUCAUCGAUCUUCAGAAGUCGGAGCUGAUUGCAGCAGAUGCAGCAAACAGUUCAAAGACAUCAAAGGAUGAACCUGCUGUCUUGCUCCCUCUCGAGAUCAUGGUCAGAUCGCUUGAGCUUCGUUUCAACUACCACUUCUCUGGAGAUCGUCCUACCAAUCGUCUAGACAAGCCCGAGUACUUCUUGAACCAUGUCUUGGAUCUGAUCAACAGCUAUUGCGCAUUCUUCCAGGCAAACCUGCAACCACAGCUUUUGGCUAACUUCCGAGGCUCUGACCUUGCUCUAAUUCCUGCCUACAUUGACGCGACUUCAGCUCUAAUCACUGCUUUGAUCCCUAUGUUGCAGGAAAAACUCCGUGCAAUCCUUCCUCAAGUCUCGGAGCAGCCUCAACUGUUCAGCAACUUGAUGCAUGAAGUCAUGACCUUUGAUGCAACAAUUCAGGAAGAAUGGAACUACACGCCACUUUCUCCUGCCACUGUCUGGCGUGGUCUCGCAUACUUCAUCCUUGANAAAGAAGGCUACUACACAAGAUGGCUGACUGUGGAAAAAGACUUUGCAUUGGCGCGCUAUCAAGACAUCAUCUCAGAUCGUUCUACUGGAGAGCUUGACUACGAUUCGGUAUCUGCUGAUAGUACCAAACCUACGAAAGCGGCUGUUCGUGUCAAUGAUCUCCUUGAGACCAUCACCGACCGCUACAAAUCUUUGUCCUCGUUCAGUCAGAGAUUCCAAUUCUUGACUAAAAUCCAGAUCGAGAUUUUUGACCGGUUCCGUGGCCGGAUAUAUGAUAGCUUGCAAAUCUUCCUUACAAAUACAACAGCCGUUGGACGUGCCGUUCACGGCGUUACUAAAGAGGAGCAAGCUGAGCUCGCUGGAGUCAAGGGCAUGGAUCACCUUUGUCGUAUCUUUGGCUCCGCAGAAUACCUUGAGAAGGCUAUGCGUGAUUGGAGUGACGACGUGUUUUUCCUCGAGAUCUGGGAGGAGCUGCAGUACAGAGCUGUCAACAAGAUCGAUAUCAAGGGUGAUCUUAACAUGACAGAGAUCGCAGCAAAGACAAACGCCGCUAUCAACAACGUUGGCGAGAACCAAGAGCUCGAGGGAGCCUUGUUUGAACAAAUGGCAGCAAGCUAUCGUAGAUUGCGUGUUCGCAGCGAGGAAGUCAUCUGCGAGACUCUGAUCUACCACCUUCGCGACGUUCUAAGACCAUACGGCCGCAUCAACCCUUGGGCAUCUCUCUCCGCUGCAGGCAGUGGUGGAGAGACCAGCUUGACUGCUGAGCUGGAUCCUCCUCUCACUCUUUUGGGCACUCAUCUCUCGUUCUUGUCGCGCGCCUUGUCCAAGCCUGCAUUGCGUCGCAUCUGCCGCGUUGUUGGUCACAGUCUCCAGAUCACGCUCUGGGAUAGUGUACUGCUCCGACACUCGUUCUCAACUGCUGGCGCAUCACAGUUUAUGUCCGACUUCAAAGGUAUCUGCAGCGUAUUUGAUCGCUAUCUUGGUGCUGGCACAGGUCAAAAUGUCAUGCAGCGUCUAGACAACGGUCUUACGUUACUCGAUCUACCUGUGAGGGGAGAGAUUCCUGUAGAAGUCGAUGCGGGAGGUGAUGGUGAAGCAGUCUCAGAGAAGAAGUGGGGACUCUUCGAGGUUGAGAGAAGAGUGUUUAUGGACAAUGAGGCGGCCCGAGAUGUGCUAGAAGAAAUGGGCUUGGAAGUCCUGACUGAAAGUGACGCUCGCGCUGUUCUUGGAAAGCGAGUGGAACUCAGUAGUUGA